This is a messenger RNA of Helianthus annuus (common sunflower), 1847 nucleotides long. RefSeq names its product 60S ribosomal export protein NMD3-like. The transcript is spliced from 2 exons. NCBI's taxonomy places the organism in Eukaryota, Viridiplantae, Streptophyta, Magnoliopsida, Asterales, Asteraceae. The coding region runs from base 162 to 1715 and encodes 517 amino acids. Gene Ontology annotation, biological process: ribosomal large subunit export from nucleus. Gene Ontology annotation, molecular function: ribosomal large subunit binding. Gene Ontology annotation, cellular component: cytoplasm; nucleus. The record is from RefSeq and is a predicted model, not a curated record.
CCGAGGGUGUGGGAUCAAUUAUACACAAACACAAAAACCCUAAUAUUUGAAUCUCUCACAAACACCAUCAUUCCCAAUUUGGUUCACACCUUCAGGCGCCGCUUUUCUGCCCUUCACCUUGCGAUUCGAUUAAUUCGUUGAGUUCAGACUUCAAAGCAGCAAUGGCCGGAGAAGCGGGAAUGUUUACCGUACAACAAACCGUAGGCAGUGUCUUGUGCUGCAAAUGUGGCAUUCUGAUGGCCCCAAACGCCGCCAAUAUGUGCGUCAAAUGUCUACGUUCCGAAGUGGACAUAACCGAGGGUCUACAAAAGCACGUCAUCAUUAUUCACUGCCCAGAGUGCGAUUGCUACUUGCAACCACCGAGAACCUGGCUUAAAGCCCAAGUAGAAUCGAAAGAACUCUUAACUUUCUGCGUUAAGAGAUUAAAAAACCUGAACAAAGUACGGCUCAUUCAUGCAGAGUUCAUCUGGACCGAACCUCAUUCCAAGCGAAUUAAAGUCAAGCUCCGGGUUCAAAAGGAGGUUCUUAACGGAGCUGUUCUCGAGCAAGCGUAUAUGGUCGAGUACGUGGUUCACGAUCAAAUGUGCGAGUCGUGUUCUCGAGUCCAAGCCAACCCGGAUCAAUGGGUGGCUGCGGUUCAACUACGACAACACGUGUCUCACAGACGUACCUUCUUUUAUCUAGAACAACUUAUUCUCAAACAUGAUGCUGCUGUUAGAGCCAUUAGAAUCAAACAGAUGGAUCGCGGUAUUGAUUUCUUUUUUGCUAACCGUAGUCACGCGGUUAAGUUUGUGGAGUUUAUUCAGAAGGUUGUCCCGGUUAAGAGCCGCAAUGACAAGCAACUUGUGUCUCAGGAUACGAAAAGCAACAACUACAAUUACAAGUACACGUUUUCCGUCGAAAUUUGCCCGAUUUGUCGUGAGGAUCUAGUCUGUCUCCCGCCGAAACUCGCUACUAGUUUGGGAAACCUCGGCCCGCUUGUUAUCUGCACGAAAAUCAGCAACAGUAUCGCUUUACUUGACCCGUUAACUCUCAGACAUUGUUUUCUCGAUGCCGAGCAAUACUGGAGGGCGUCGUUUACUUCUCUUCUUUCCUCUAAACAGCUUGUGGAAUACGUUGUAUUGGAUGUCGAUCCCAUUUCGUCUGAAGUCAACGUUGGUGGGUCAAAGUACGUGAUGGCUGAUGCACAGGUGGCGCGUGUGUCUGAUUUCGGGAAGAACGAUACCAUGUUUAUGGUAAGGACUCAUCUAGGACAUCUGUUAAACGCGGGUGAUUAUGCUCUCGGUUAUGAUUUGCAUGCUGCUAACAGUAACGACAUGGAGAUAGACAAGUAUAAAGGUCUUGUGAUGCCGGAGGUUAUUUUAGUCAAGAAAAGUUACGAGGAAACGAGGCAAAAGAAGCGUGGAAAGCCUCGUGCUUGGAAGCUUAAGUCUCUUCCGAUUGAGGUUGAUGCGAGCGACACACGAGGUAGAGCAGACGAAGAAAAGAUGAACAAGGAGUAUGAACAGUUCUUGAGGGAUCUUGAAGAGCAACCCGAGUUGAGAUUUAAUAUAUCGUUGUAUCGAAACAAAGAGUAUCAGCCGUCGGAAAUGGCAUCUGUGACAGAUGGUGAGGAUGCGCCUUCUGUGCCGUUGGAAGAGCUUUUGGAUGAUCUUAAAUUAAGCGAUGAAGAAGGUGACGACGAAGGUCUUGAUGAUGGAGGUAUGCAGGAAUAAUCAAUUUUUAAUGAACCAUCCAAAUGUUUUGUUGCUUUAUUUUAGUGUUUGGUAUUUAUUGUGAAAUUUAUAAAAGUUUUGAGAUGAUGUUUGGAAUUUAUAAUAUUAUUAUUGUUUAUUUUGUUGGUUUAA